Molecule: messenger RNA, 2573 nt
Organism: Notechis scutatus (mainland tiger snake)
Lineage: Eukaryota; Metazoa; Chordata; Lepidosauria; Squamata; Elapidae
Gene: MUC15
Product: mucin 15, cell surface associated
Source: RefSeq, a predicted model, not a curated record
UGAUACAUUUCCAUUACUUGCCUUCUCUUCAUUUCAGCAGACGGCUUAGCUAAUUGCACUCCAGUUUAGAAGCAAAUAAUUUCAGCACUUCUGUAACAUUGUUGAGUUGAAAAGGCACUGUAUACCAAGAAACAAAUAUCAAGGCUGUGAAAGAAUGCCAACAACUGAGGGCACAUUGUUCAUUUUGCUGCUGAUUAGUCUGCAGUUGGCCAGAAAUUACAGUGAAGAUGCAGUGAAUCCCACAUCUUCAAGAAGCAGUGUAAGCAGCACUCCUGUGAGUCCAACUAUAUUUAAUGUGACCUCUGAUAGAACGUCUACAGAACCAGGACAUAUCAGUGCUAAUCCAAAUUACAGUACUGUAACAGAAAGCAAUACUUCAAGCAACAAGACCAUCUCAACCCUGACCCCAACAUCAACUCUUCACAGUUUAUUAUUACCAACAACACAUCCACUAACUUUUACUACAAAAGAUGUAAAGCAUAGGAUAUCCUCUUCGGGGACACCUGCAAAUACUUCUAGAAGUUAUGAAGCCACCACUUAUUUCAAGUCAUUUGAAACUGAAUCAAACAGUGUCAUCACAACCAUUCCUAAUAUCAGUUUCACAACCAUGGUUUUCCAUAACACAACUCAAGUGGAUGGUUUAACAUUUCCUUCCAAUAAAAAUUUAUCAAGUACAAUAGGUAUGUUGCUAACUACCAAGAAUAGUGCUGUUACAACUGAAUUAUCAACAACAGCAAAUCUACGUCCCAAAGCAACUGAUAGUUCUACAGAAGCAAGAGAAGCAUCGAAAGAAAGUCAUACUCAUGGAGGGGUAAUAUUUGGAACAAUUGUAGGAGCAAUGUUAGGAUCUGCAUUGAUUGGCCUGGUUGGAUAUUUAAUCUGUGGUAAAAGAAAACCUGAAUCGUUUGGACAUCAGCGACUUUAUGAUGACACAAGAAAUGAUCCAGUUCUACGACUAGAUGCUAUACCUGAACCUUUCAACCCAAACUUUGGAGAGCUAUCCUACUUCAAUCCCAUGGUAGCCAAUGAGAACCCUGUCCAGAACCACAAAGAAACAUCAUACAAUGCAAUCCCAAUGGAUGACAUGAUAUCAUCACAGCCUUCAGCAGAAAUGCAUAAAGCCAGAUGUUAGAAUUAAAAACAUAUAGAUCUUGUUCCUUCUUGUGGCUCCUAUAACAUUUGAAUGUGUGUAAGAAGUAAUGAUUGCAGGUCAUGUCAUACUCUUUUUAUCAUUCCUUUGCGAGUGCAUGUAUAUAUGCUAACCCAUUAGAAGAAAUGCUGGCAGUUUCACAACAAUGACUUCUUGAUCUUAAUCUGAAGUAUCCUUUCUUUGUUUUUGAACUUUUCUGCUUGAUAAUAUCCCCCAAAUAUGUGCUAAUGUCCAUCGAAAACAUGACAUUGGACAAAAGAGAUUUUUCACCCUUUUAAAGAACAUCAAUUUUUCAAUUCAGGCUUUAAAUGAAAUUAGACUAGUAUCACAAUAUUAGUGAUAAUAUACACUCUAGUAAAUCCCCUUUGUCCUUCCAAAUACUAAUUCUAAUGACAUUCAGAGUUGAGCACAUUCUUCAAGGAACUGAUUGUUUAAUACUGAGCAGGUAAACUAUUUUCAUGGCAUUGCUUAAAUUCAGCAGCCAAAGUAAUAAAUUUUGGCAACAUUGCUCUCUCCAUUUUUUUUUUAAAAAAAUUUUCUCUCAUAAAUCAUAAUCAAGUCUCUGGAGUAUUCUCUUUCUAUACUUUGCUCCAAUUGGGAAAAAAUAAGCUUACAAUUUCAUAUCUGCCCAUUCUAGUGUCAUCACCAGAUCACCCUCCAGCUUUUCUGGAAAAAGAAAGGAAAAAGAGGAAAAGAUGCCCUUCCCGGAUUUAGGAGGAAAGUAAUUUUGUUAUAUAACAGGUUUUUUUUAAAACCGUAGCAAAGCACCCUAAUUUUCUUUUAUAUUAUCUAAAAAAUAAAUUACCAAAUAAUCUAAUUAUUAUUGGUAGGUCAAUUUAGAAUCAAUAGCCAUGUUCACCAAAGUGAUGUUUCUUAAAUAUGCUGGAAUUAUAACUGCCCAACUUUCCAAACUUCAGGUUAUUUGGGAAUCCAAGGAACUGGAGCUCCAUCUGUAGCACAUCAAGCUGGCAAUAAAGGAAAGCUAACAGAAUAACAGAGUUUGAAGGGACCUUGGAGGUCUUCUAGUGCUUAAACAAGAAUCCUUAUACCAUUUCAGACAAAUGGUUGUCCAAUCUCAUCUUAAACCUGCAGUGUUGGUAUACCCACAACUUCUGGAGGCAAGUCAUUCCAUUGUUUGAUUGUUCUAUUGUUGGGAAAUUUCUUCAUAGUUCUAGGAUGGUUCUCUCCUUAAUUAGUUUUUACCCAUUGCUUCUUGUCCUACCUUCAGGUGCUUUGGAAAAUAGGCUGACUCCCUCUUUGUGACAACCCCUUAGAUAUUGGAACACUGCUAUCAUAUCACCACCUAAUUCUUCUUUUCAUUAACUGGACAUAUCCAAUACCUGCAACUGUUCCUCAUCUCUUUUAGCCUCCAGUCCCCUAAUAAUCUUUGUUCUUCUAUGCACUCUUUCUAGAGUCUCAAUGU